AAAAAAAUUAAAAAAAAAAUGAUGAGGAAUUCAGGAGAAAUGUCGAAAGAGAAGCUUUGACUUGCCAGUGGAGAGCUAGAGAAUCAGCAAAAACACACAAUACUUUCCUCAGAGGAUGAGGAAUCCAAACUUAAACUGGAAUAUGGGGUGUGAUUUCAAUUAUUUCUUUGCGUUUCUGAUUCUUAUUUUGCUUCUAUGUUCAUCAUCCUCACUAUCAGUGCAAGAAUCAGAAGCUAUAGAGUCCCUGCUAAGCCGUCUGGACAGCAAAAGACCAUCAAAUUCAGUCCAAGAAUCUGCAGCCAAGGGUGUCCUUCAAAGGCUCCUUCCCACCCAUUUGUCAAGUUUUGAGCUCAAAAUUGUGUCCAAGGAUGUUUGUGGUGGGCAAAGCUGCUUUAGAGUAACCAAUUUCAAGAGCUCAAGUGGAGAUUCACCUCAGAUACUGAUACAAGGAACUACAGCAAUUGAAAUCACAUCAGGCCUCCAUUGGUACUUAAAGUAUUGGUGUGGUGCUCACAUUUCAUGGGAAAAGACUGGGGGCAUACAAAUAAAUUCAGUUCCCAAGCCAGGAUUACUACCUUCUGUAAGUACAGAGGGUGUGAUGAUUCAACGGCCUGUGCCAUGGAACUACUACCAAAAUGUUGUCACUUCUAGCUAUUCCUAUGUAUGGUGGGAUUGGCAGAGAUGGGAGAAAGAGAUAGACUGGAUGGCGCUCCAAGGAAUUAAUCUGCCCCUAGCAUUUACCGGGCAAGAAGCCAUCUGGCAAAAGGUUUUCUUGCAAGAGUUUAAUUUGACCGCCCAAGAUUUGAAUGAUUUCUUUGGUGGACCUGCUUUCCUAGCUUGGGCUCGUAUGGCAAAUCUACAUGGAUGGGGUGGGCCUUUGUCCCAAAACUGGUUGGAUAAACAGCUGUCAUUGCAGAAGCAGAUACUACAGAGGAUGACAGAGCUAGGCAUGACCCCAGUUCUCCCAUCGUUCUCUGGGAAUGUACCAGCUGCAAUAAAAAAGAAGUUUCCCUCUGCAAAUAUAACUAGACUUGGAGACUGGAACACGGUUGAUGGUGACCCUCGAUGGUGUUGUACUUUCCUUUUAGAUUCUUCUGACCCAUUAUUUGUAGAUAUUGGCGAAGCAUUUAUUCGCCAUCAGUUAAAAGAGUACGGAAGCAUCACAAAUAUUUACAGCUGCGAUACCUUUAAUGAGAACACUCCACCUUCAAGCGAUCCAUCAUAUAUUUCUUCUCUUGGAUCUGCGGUCUACAAAGCAAUGUCCAAAGCAGAUAAGGAUGCAGUGUGGCUAAUGCAAGGUUGGCUAUUUUAUUCGGACUCCUCAUUUUGGAAGCCACCACAGAUGGAGGCACUUCUACAUUCUGUUCCAUUCGGGAAGAUGAUAGUUCUUGAUUUAUUUGCUGAUGUCCACCCAAUAUGGAAGAAUUCUUCUCAAUUUUAUGGCACUCCUUACAUAUGGUGUAUGCUGCACAACUUUGGAGGCAAUAUUGAAAUGUAUGGCACGAUGGAUUCUGUUGCCUCGGGCCCUAUUGAUGCUCGUACUAGUGAAAAUUCAACAAUGGUUGGGGUCGGCAUGUGCAUGGAAGGGAUAGAACACAACCCAGUUGUGUAUGAGCUGAUGUCUGAAAUGGCAUUCAGGAGCGACAAUUUUGACGUUAAGGCAUGGUUGAAAUCCUAUGCUAGUAGACGAUAUGGUAAAGCAGUUGGUGAAGUCGAAGCUGCUUGGGAGAUACUUUAUCACACAGUAUACAAUUGCACAGACGGAAUUGCUGACCACAACAAAGACUACAUAGUAGAAUUUCCCGACUGGGAUCCAUCCGAUCCUACAGGAUCUGAUAUGCCCGAAAAUGAUCAUACAAAAGCAUUUGUUUUGACACAUCAGAGGAGAAGAUUCUUUCUCCUAGAAACUAGCUCAUCUUUGCCUCAACCACACUUAUGGUAUUCCACCGAGGAUGUCUUGAAGGCAUUGAAACUAUUCCUUGCUGCAGGAACUGAGCUUGCUGGAAGCCUCACUUACAGGUAUGAUUUGGUGGACUUAACCAGACAGUCACUAUCCAAGCUCGCAAACCAGGUUUAUUUAGAUUCAAUAGCUGCUUUCACAAACAAGGAUGCCAAAGCUUUGAGUGUUCAUAGUCAGAAGUUCCUGCAACUUAUCAAAGACAUUGACGUACUUCUUGCUGCGGAUGAUGGUUGUCUCCUCGGGACCUGGCUUGAAAGUGCAAAAAGCCUGACAGAAAAUUCUAACGAGACAAAACAGUAUGAAUGGAAUGCUAGGACACAAGUGACAAUGUGGUUUGAUACGACAAAAUACGUUCAGAGCAAGCUUCAUGAUUAUGCGAAUAAGUUCUGGAGCGGGCUCUUGGAAAGCUACUAUCUGCCACGAGCCUCGAUGUAUUUCAAUCAUCUGUCGAGGAGCUUGAACGAAAACGUGGAGUUCAAGGUGGAGGAAUGGAGAAAAGAGUGGAUUGCGUUUUCGGAGAAAUGGCAGAGAGGUUCAGAGCUUUACCCAGUGAAGGCACAAGGUGAUGCUUUAGCUAUUGCAAAUGCUCUGUACCAAAAGUACUUUAGCUGAGGCUUGGAAUUGCAUUGCACAACUGUGUGGAACUAUAUCUAAACAUAAUAAAAGAUCAUUUUGCAAUAACAGGAGCCAUGGGAUCAUAAUUGCACAUUACUAGCACUGCUGUAAAAGAUCUGUUUAUUUCAAUUCUUUGUUUUCCAAUUUAGAGAAUAGAUAUAUUUUCCUUUCUC
Ipomoea nil (Japanese morning glory) is the source of this 2748-nucleotide messenger RNA. RefSeq names its product alpha-N-acetylglucosaminidase. The coding region runs from base 116 to 2572 and encodes 818 amino acids. Lineage: Eukaryota; Viridiplantae; Streptophyta; Magnoliopsida; Solanales; Convolvulaceae. The transcript is spliced from 19 exons. The record is from RefSeq and is a predicted model, not a curated record.